Molecule: messenger RNA, 2710 nt
Organism: Micropterus dolomieu (smallmouth bass)
Lineage: Eukaryota; Metazoa; Chordata; Actinopteri; Centrarchiformes; Centrarchidae
Gene: cep57
Product: centrosomal protein 57
Exons: 11
Coding region: 245-1747 (500 amino acids)
Cellular component (GO): centrosome
Molecular function (GO): gamma-tubulin binding; identical protein binding; microtubule binding
Source: RefSeq, a predicted model, not a curated record
GCCAGGCUGGGAUAUAUAUCAUUCAAACCUCUCACAAACGCAGGAUUAUGCUUGUUUGUCAAGUGAUGUUUUCUUUACACAACCCAUAGUACCACUGACAGCUCUAGAAAUGGCGCAUAGCGAGCAGGCUGUCAGUCAUAAUUAAAAAGGCACUGGCUGUAGUUUUACUUUUAAAAAAGCAUAUUUAUCGCAGUUUGGUCCCUGGUUCAGCACAAGCGAGGCAGACUGGAUUGGCUGCAUUUCAAUGGAUACUCUGUCAAAAACACCCGCUGCGGAUGCUGCGCGGGAGAAGGUGAUCUGUCCACCACCACCACCCAGUGGAGUAGUAACUGACAGCCUGUCACUCCCAUCUUAUAAAGAGUAUCCUGUGCACCGUCCCUUCAUCAACACACUUGUACAUCACACACCCCAAACACGCACACAUCAGUCAUGUCAUCCAUUAUCACCCAGCAAGGCAUUCCCAGAGACCAGCAGCGCAGCGAUCUUGUCUGCCUUGAGGAACCUCCAGGAAAAGAUCAGGAGGUUGGAGUUGGAGAAAGGACAUGCAGCGCUCAGUCUGCACACUAUGGGGAAAGAUGCAUCACGCACACAUCUGCAGAGUGAUAAAGCCACACAGAGACUCUUAAGUGAUCAGACAGACACAGAAAAAGAGAUAAGUGGCCCAUCCAACUGCAACCAAGUGUUGAUCACCCACCUGGCUGCUGCAGAGUCCCGCUGUGUGAAGCUGGAGCGCCAGCUGGAUCACAUGAGGAGGAUGUUGCGCAAUGCCAAGGCAGACAGGACCAGCCUGCUCAAACAGCAGGUUUCCGUGGAGACAGGAAAGUCAGCUGAUCAACAGUCUGACACGGUGUCUGAGCAUGCCCAGUUGGAGAAGCUGCAGCGACUGGAGCAGGAGUAUCUCAGGCUGACUCACACACAAAACAAUGCAGAGAUAAAGAUCCGGGAGCUAGAUAUGAAACUACAGGAGGAGGAGCACCAAAGAAAGCUGGUUGAGGAUAAGGCCAAUCAGCUGCAGACAGGUUUGGAGGCCAACAGGAUACUGCUGCAGUCAGUGUCCCCUUGCCUGUCCACCAGACAGUCCAAAGAGAAGAGGUCCAAUUCAAAGAUGUCUUCACUACAGCAGUCAUCCUACACACAGCCACACUAUAGAUUGAGCUUCAGAGAUAUACCCUUUGUUGCUGGAACGGUAUCAGUAGGCUGCAGCCACUCAGUCCGAGCAAACGUCCAGUCAGUUUUGUCUCUCCUGAAGCGACACCAGCCACACCUCUGCAACUGCCGUGUCCUUUCUAACAGCUACGAGACAGGUAGUCGCAGGCAUUCAGACAGUUCCUCUUCCUCUUCCUCCUCCUCCGCUAGCGGGGAGGACCUAUCAGAGCUGCUGCAAGCGCUACAGGAGGAGCUGCGACUCAUGAGCUUGGAGCAGGACGAGUUGAUGAGGCAGGUGGAGGCCAGUGUUUCUGAGCAGGAAAGGAAAGAACUUCAGAGGGAGCAGGAGAGGCUGCUGCUGAAAAUGGAGAGGAAAGGAGAGCAGAUCAGUAAGCUCUACAAACACAAAACACAGAUAAAGAAGUUAAGAAAAGAGGCUACUUCCAGGCGGAGCAGUGGGAAUGAGGUGAGGUUGACCACCACAGUGUCCACUAGAGGCCACUCUGCUGGAGCAGUCAAAGUCAGACCAGGAGAGAGAAGCAAGAGGAACCUGAGGCUGCUGAGGGACAUGAAGGCUCUGCAGACCUCACUACGGACCUGAAACCCACCAAGACAUGGACACAGUGCAUUAGGGUAAUGUUGUUGCUUUGUACCUAUCUAUGGCCAUUCUUUCAGCAUCAACACAGCAACUGACUGAUGAACACUACAGAAUAUGGCACACCAGCCCAUCUAAAGCAAGUGUCUGUUAAUGAUCUUACGACCUAUGAUCCUUGGGGAAAAUAUUUGUAUAUUUUACUGUAUUAGGAACAGUGUAACACAUCUGGAAAGUGUUUCAAACCAGAACUAAGUUGUCUUGUCAGUCCAGGAAAAGUGCAUUUUAUGAAAAAAAGGUCCAUUUGUUGUCUGGUUAGUCAUCUUUUAAAAGAGAGUGCUUUAAUUGAUGAUUGACCUAUUCUUUACAAAUACCAUUAAAGAAACUUUUUUGUUGAUGGAGCAUGUUGGCUCCAACAUCUGCCUGGAUUUCUUUACUUGAUGUUGAAGUAUUUUACCAGCAGAGGGCACAAAAACUCAUUGCAACAGCUUAGUUACCUGAGUGCUGGAAAAAGAUAGUUGCAUUUUCAUUUUAGUUUUUCAUGUAGUUCUGGGCAGUUUUCUUUUUUUUUUUUUUUAAGGAAGCCAAAAUCACAUGGUGCUAAAUUCAUACAUUCAUGGGACGCUUGAUAUUUGCAGAUUCGUAAAUUUAGUGAUCGUAGUGGUAUGGUAGUGUAAAGAAACUGCAGUGAUGAAAUCGUUUGAUACAUAUUUCUGCAGUUUGAUUAGCCUAAUUAAGUGAAGGACCUAAAAUAUAUAGAUACAUAUUUUGCUCUACUUAUUUAACACGACUGAACCCCUUUUGAUGUGUCAUCUUACAGACGUGUGUGUGUAUGUGCAGUUGUAUGUUAUGAUCAGAAUAUUUGUAAUUAUUUCUACAAGUAUAUGUUGGGUUAAGACAUGACAAUAAAGGUUUAUCUACUUUUGAGUGAAAUUGUAUUUCUCUGAGAAAUAAAGUAUUUAUGUUGGCGAA